ACGGGGCCAAUGAGCAACGUGGGCUAUAUAAAGGCUCCUAUACCGCUGCUACCUUGCCUGAGCCAUUUCUCACCACCAACUGUCGCAGAGCGCAGACAUCCGAGACGCUCUCUUGCUACUUGCUAACCUGAAAGCCCGUGUAUUUCUUUCUGUCCAUUAUUGACAUGGCCCCUCAUCCCCUUGUUGGCACACCCGCUCCAUCGUUCUCCAUCCCAGACUCGAACGGUGAAACCUUCAAUUUGACACCCGGCACCACCGGUGCUCCCAUCGCCCUCUUUUUCUACCCAGAGUCAGGGUCAUAUGGAUGCACCCGCGAGGCGUGUCAAUUCCGCGAUGCGUUAGCUGAAAAGGAGGUGUUUAAGCGCUCGCAUGUGGAAGUCAUUGGCGUCAGUCCGGACCCUGUCAGCAAACAGAAGGAAUUCGUCGAGAGACAAAAGUUAAAUUUUCCUGUACUGAGCGACGAGAAACGAGAGGCGCACAAAGCAUACCAUAUCGGCAGGGGUAUGCUUGGCCUCACAGACGCACGAACGACCUUCGUCAUCGACAAGAAUGGUGUUGUACGUGAUGCUCUGGAUGCUACCAUGAACUAUAGCGCCCACGCAAAGUUCGUCCUGAAAUGGCUCGAUAAGUUCACGGAAGAAGACCAGAAGUCUAAAGCAGCAAACCAACCUGACGACCCACCCACUUCUGACAGCAGAGAACACCUCGGUGCUGUUGCCGAGGCUAUGUCUGCGUGAAGUGGGCAUGUGUGUUCGUGGACCAUGCUUUCUAGCCCCUAUCUUUUCCAUGUUUUCUUUUUUUUUUUUUCCCGAUACAGGAUUAACUGUAUUUGUGUCCUGCGCAUCAUGUAACCUAUCGGACGUUUACUGUAUCAUGUCCUGUCUGUAACCUUUUUGCACAACCAUUCAUUCAAUCAUAUACUUCGCGCAAGACGUCUUCUGGAUGUCUUCGUGACUCAUUUCUUCCAGUGUUGAGUAGCCCACUCAGUUCGAAGUACGCCCAUACCCAAAAUAUCUACCCAUCCAUUGUCCUUCCAAACUGCCUCUCGUGCCCGUCCUUCCACGACAAAACCAACUUUCUGAUAAACGGUAACAGCACGCGGAUUAUCCCCAUGGACAUUCAACGACAUCCGGUGCAAAUUCAACCACCUAAACGAAUGAUCCACCACGAACUUGACGGCCUCCGUCCCGUAGCCCUUGUCCCAAUACCGCGAAGACAGGCAUAUACCAAGCAUCCCAUGGUGGUUCUGGGGAGUGGGCGUGUCGACGCAGCUGUACCCCAUGAACUCGCCCGUCUCUUUGAGGGUGAUGAUCACCCACAUGGCGGCUUUCUCGCCUGUUUCCCUGAUGGUUUCUUUAUGUUUUGGGGACUGAGGAACGAAGGCAUCAGACGUAAAAGAUGGUAACACUAAAGGGUCAUUCCAGAGCUGAAGAAUAUCAUCCAUGUCCGAUUCUUUGAACGGGCGGAGUAUGAGACGUUCGGUGGUGAACAUGUUAUUGAGUCAAAGUCUACGAUGUAAUCGCGGGGUACGCGUACAGGGGGUAAGUUCAUUUGAAAACGAACAUCCC
Serpula lacrymans var. lacrymans S7.9 is the source of this 1568-nucleotide messenger RNA. RefSeq lists its product as uncharacterized. Bases 165 to 737 code for a protein of 190 amino acids. Gene Ontology annotation, biological process: cellular response to oxidative stress; cell redox homeostasis. NCBI's taxonomy places the organism in Eukaryota, Fungi, Basidiomycota, Agaricomycetes, Boletales, Serpulaceae. The transcript has 6 exons. The record is from RefSeq and is a predicted model, not a curated record. Gene Ontology annotation, cellular component: cytoplasm. Gene Ontology annotation, molecular function: thioredoxin peroxidase activity.